CGUAAUUUUAGAGAUAGCUCAACUGUGAGCAUCUAUGAGGCAUCCCUUACUUUUUCUGAAAAUGGAGGAAUCUGAAAAGCAGAAGUGCCGUUCUAUGGAAUAUGAAUUUGAUUCUAAAUUCUAACUCUAGCGUUUGGUCCAUGUUCAUUUUGCCACUGAGGUCGAUGCAAAAGUCGAAUUACAUUUCUCUUUCUGAAAACUUAGAUUUUCAAUCCAAUUCCAAAAUGUGGUUGAAAAUCCCUUCGCCACUGAGAUGGAUGCAUAAUUGAAACCCUAACCCUAAGCCGACUCCCUUACGAUCUUCUUUCAAUCGUUUUCUUUUUCCUAUGUUGCUUUUUGGUAUAAAGAAAUUGUAAAUUGACCUCAAUGAACCAGGAAAUUUGUGUAGUGAAAAAGAAAACGAUUAAAAGGAAUUAUAUGAUGUCAUCUUUAAUUGCAAAUUUGAUCGAACAAUUGGUGCCUAUAAAAGGGGAUGCUGCCCAUCAUAUUUCUCUUUAUUUUACUGCUGGAGUACAUUUGCUGUCAUGGCAUCCUCUAAUACUGCGGGAGUUCGACAUUUCCAGCUCGUGGAUGGAAUGGAACUCCAGAUAAAUGUUUCAGGCUCUUCGAGUGGACCCAAUGUCAGAAUUGAACUUCGGAUUAAGAACUGUACAAGGACUUGGAUUCUUCACUGGGGUUUUGUUAAUCGUGGAAACCCGAAUUGGUUCAUCCCUUCUGAGCAAUCUCCAGGAUCAAAAUCUUAUAAGCAAGGGGCACUACAGACACCAUUUACAAAGAGUGGAGAAUUAUAUGUGGUCAAUAUCGAGUUGAGAGGCCCUAAGUUCCAUGCUGUAGAAUUUGUUCUGAAAGAUAGCUGCAGCAACAGAUGGUUGAAAUUGAACAAUGGGAAUUUCAGAAUUGAUCUGCCUGAACAUGAUGAAAGUAGUGUUCACCCCCCUAUAUCGAAGGACUCGAUAGAAAACAAGGCAUAUCAAACCUGGGAAAGCAAGGGCAGACCAACUGGCACUCCCCAACAAAAGCAAGAUUAUGAUGCUGCUGUGAGAGAACUCCAAAAUCAACUGACCAAAGGAAUUUCUUUGAAUGAGUUGCAAAAUAGUUGUAUUUCUGAAAGAACCAAAACUGUAACUGAUAAUAAGGGACAAUCUAGGUUUGCAGUACCACGUUCAUAUUUCCAAAGACAUGAUGUUGACCAGUGGUUGCAUAAGCAUUCUUUGGGCCAUGCUAAGAGCACCAAUAUGACAUUCCCAACUUUAAUGGAUCUUGUAGAGGGAACUACUGGAGGAGAUAAAGUUAUAUCAAGGCAGACUCAUCAUGUUGGUAACUAUGAGAUAGUGGUCAUUACAAAAAUCAUCAAUAGUGACCAUCAUGUAUUGGUAGCUAUAAACACAAUGGGUGCUGUAGUUCUUCACUGGGGUGUCUCAAAGUUGUCCCCUGCAGAAUGGUUGGCCCCUCCAUCAGAUGUGUUGCCUGAAAGAUCAAAACUUCUUGAUGGUGCAUGUCAGACCUAUUUUAGAGAAAUAUCAACCCGAAAAGGAUCCUUUCAGAUUGUAGAUAUCAAUCUGCAGCAAAGAAAUUUCUUUGGCAUCCAAUUCGUGAUCUGGACUGGUGGAUCUUGGAUAAAAAAUAAUGGAGCAAAUUUUUCAGUUUUGCUGAAGUCGAUCAAUCCUAGUGGAAAGGUUGAUGGGGAUGGGAGAGAAACUCUCAAAUGGUUACUUGAUGAAAUAUAUAGAAGAGAAAAUGAGGCUGAAAGGUCAUUGAUGCACAGGUUUAACAUUGCAACAGAAUUGACAGAACGUUGUAAACUUGAAGGGGAAUUGGGCCUUAUUGGCAUUUUGAUCUGGUUGAGGUUCAUGGCCUGCAGGCAUCUUACAUGGAACAAGAACUACAAUGUGAAACCUCGUGAAAUUAGUGAAGCCCAGGAUAAGUUCACCAAGUUACUACAAAAAAUAUAUGUGAACCAGCCAAAUGAUAGAGAAAUUGUGAGAUUGAUUAUGUUAUGUGUUGGACGUGGAGGUCAAGGAGAUGUUGGGCAAAGAAUUCGCGACGAGAUUCUUGUGAUUCAGAGAAAUAAUGAAUGCAAGACUGGCAUGAUGGAGGAGUGGCACCAAAAGUUGCACAAUAACAGUAGUUCAGAUGAUGUGAUAAUCUGUGAGGCACUCUUAAAUUAUGUAAGAUGUGGAUUUAGAAUUGAUGUCUAUUGGCAAACAUUAAAUGCAAAUGGUUUGACAAAAGAGAAGCUUGCAAGUUAUGACCGUCCGAUUUUGUCAGAGCCUCGUCUUAACACCCAUGCUAAGGAAGGUCUCAUUCGUGACCUUACAAUGUACUUGAAGACAUUAAAGGCUGUUCACUCAGGUGCUGACCUUGAAUCUGCCAUUGAAACUUGUUUGGGUCCUUCUUCAAAGAGUGAUUCCACAAAUGCAGAGAGAUUUAAUUCUCCCGGUGGUAUAUCACUAGAGUUGUGGGACUCUUUGAACUCUAUCAGAGCAAAUGUGGCUGAUACAAAUAUUGCUUCACUUAUGGAGAAUUUAGUGGAUUCUCGCAUUGAGCUUCGUCCUGUUUUGCUCACAUCUUCUGAAAGAGCAAAAGAUUUACUUUUUCUCGAUCUUGCUUUGGAUUCUGCAGUUAGAACAACAAUGGAAAGAGGACUGAAAGAGCUUAGCUUUAAUCAGCUGCCAGACAUUAUCUUCUACAUUUCCUUUGUGCUUGAAAAUUUAUGCCUAUCAACUGUCAAUAAUGAAGACCUGAUUUAUUGCACUAAGGAUUGGUAUCGUGUCUGUGAAUCAUAUAAAGCCAAUGAUGUUCAGUGGGCAUUACAAGCAAAGGCUAUUCUUGAUCGGGUGCAGCUAGUACUUGCUGAUAGGUCUCUGAAUUUCCAGAAAAAAGUACAGCCCAGUGUGCAGUAUCUCGGUAAUUUGCUUGGUAUCAAGAAAUGGGUGAUUGAUAUUUUCACGGAAGAAUUAGUCAGGGCAGGGUCAGCAGCUAUCCUCUCCACGCUUAUCAAUCGUUUGGAUCCUACCUUUAGAAGAGUUGCAAAUUUAGGCUGUUGGCAGGUUAUCAGCCCAGUGGAGGUGUGCGGUUUUAUAACCUCUGUACAUGAGUUGCUUACUGUUCAAAACAAAGUUUACAGAAAACCAACUGUUAUUAUUGCAAAUAGAGUAACUGGGGAGGAGGAGAUUCCUGAUGGAGUUGUUGCUGUGCUAACACCUGAUAUGCCAGAUAUUCUUUCCCAUGUCUCCAUUAGAGCAAGAAAUAGUAAGGUAUGCUUUGCCACAUGUUUUGAUCAGGAUAUUCUGAGGAAUCUCAAGCUGAAGGAAGGAAAAGCCAUAUCGAUAAGCAUGAAAUCAAUGAAUUUGAUUAUCAGAGACAUCAAUGGCUCAAAUUUAUCACUUAAUACCUCUGCUUCUACCUCCAUCCCUCGAGCAGUAUCGUUUAAAAGGAAGAUUUUUUGUGGGAAAUUUGCUAUUUCAGUUGAGGAAUUCACUGCUGACAUGGUUGGUGCAAAAUCUUUCAACAUCAAAUUUUUAAGAGAAAGGGUGCCAUCGUGGAUUAAGAUUCCAAUUUCAGUUGCCCUAACAUUUGGAGCCUUUGAAACUGUUAUGUCAGACAAUAUUAACAAGGAUAUAGCAAGCAGGAUUUCUGUCUUUUAUAAAUCUGUACUGGGUGGUGAUUUUACCAAACUUCAAGCAAUACAAGAUGCUAUUCAACAAAUGAAUGCACCCUUGUCUUUGAUCUAUGAACUUAAGAGCAAAAUGAGAAGUUCAAGAAUACCUUGGCCCGGUGAUGAGAGUGAGGAAAGAUGGAAUCGUGCUUGGCAAGCAAUAAAGAAGGUAUGGGCUUCAAAGUGGAAUGAAAGAGCAUAUGUUAGUUGUAGGAAAGCUAACCUGAAUCAUGAUAACCUACGCAUGGCUGUGCUGAUUCAAGAAGUAAUUAGCGGUGACUAUGCAUUUGUCAUUCACACAAAGAAUCCCCUAUCCGGGGAUGCCUCGGAGAUAUAUACUGAGAUUGUGAAGGGCCUGGGAGAGACUUUGGUGGGCGCAUAUCCAGGACGAGCAAUGAGCUUCAUCACAAAAAAAAGCAAUCUAAGGUUUCCUAUUGUUACUGGUUAUCCAAGCAAGAACAUAGGACUAUACAGUAAGAAGUCCAUUAUAUUCAGAUCAGACUCAAAUGGUGAAGAUCUAGAAGGAUAUGCUGGAGCUGGGCUCUAUGACAGUGUGCUUAUGGAUGAAGAGGAGAAAGUGAUAUUAGACUACUCCAACGAUCGAUUAAUAGUUGAUAAAGCUUUCCAAACAUCGAUCUUCUCAAAAAUUGCAGAAGCAGGAAAAAUCAUAGAAGGACUUUAUGGUUGCGCCCAGGAUAUUGAAGGGGUAGUUAAAGAUGGAGUCAUAUAUGUGGUUCAGGCAAGGCCACAAAUCUAGUAUUGUUGAUAAUCUUUUAUUUUAAAUAACAAUUCUGUAUAUUUAUGAUUAUUAUUUUUCUUAGACCUAAGUCAAACUGUAUCUUCCUAAUAAUUAAUUGCACUUGCAAGACACUUGACUACAGUUUCAUAAUGAUUGUUGCUUGUUUUAUAUCACUGAUAUAUGACAAAUUGGUGGCUCAAACUUCUUCUUGAGGGAUUAUUGAUAUGAUUAGCAAUUUCACUUGCCCA
Messenger RNA from Manihot esculenta (cassava), 4645 nucleotides. Its product is annotated as alpha-glucan water dikinase 2. Gene Ontology annotation, biological process: phosphorylation. Bases 525 to 4415 code for a protein of 1296 amino acids. The transcript has 31 exons. Gene Ontology annotation, molecular function: ATP binding; kinase activity. The record is from RefSeq and is a predicted model, not a curated record. Lineage: Eukaryota; Viridiplantae; Streptophyta; Magnoliopsida; Malpighiales; Euphorbiaceae.